UUGAAAACACCAAACCAACAUGCGUUCAAUAAGGGCAUAUGAAAAGGAGAGAGAGCAGUAAACCUUAAUUUUAGUUCAAUCGGUUGCCAUAAUUUACAUUUUCAAUUUUGUGCUUUCAAGUUUCAACAACGUUUGAUCAUUUUACGAAAGUUUUUCCCUUUUAUGAUCGCUGCCAAACCUCCCUUCAAAAUCCAUUUAACCCUCUUUCCCAUUUUCCACCAUUUCAAUCUCCCUUCUCUGACAACAAUUCCUCUCUGAUUUCUUACCCUUCCCAGGAAAAAAAAAGAUUCCAUUUUUAUUCUCCCCCUUUUUCACUCUGUCUCUUGAAAUAGUGACAGUAAAAAAACGCUCAACAGCUUAACCCAAUUCCUAAAUUAGAUUGCGAUCAUGGAGGGUAGAAGGAGGGACAGUGAGAGAAGAUCACAAAACAGGAAACCGCCGCGCGGGUAUUGGCAGCCUACUGUACCUGUGUGGGAGAAAGAAUUCUGUAAAGUGGUUGGAUCAAUGGACUGGGAGACAUUGCUGGAAAUGAAGAGAUAUAUUCACUUAUACGAUAAUGUGUUGGAUUGGAACGACUCUGCAGGCGAGGAAGCAUUCAGCAAUUCCAAAAAACGAUACUGGGCUAAGAGAAAGGGCUUAUCCUGUGACAUAUCACUGCCUGAUCCCGAUCUUUACAUUGACAAGAUCAAUUGGGAUUCAGACAACGAUCCCAAGAUGCUGUUGUCAGAUGUCGAGAGCCUGGCUACGAGUCCCCAGACAGAGGAAGACCAUGAUCCUGUAGUGAUCUUUGGUGAUUAUGCUGCUCCGGAUCAUGUUUUGGCUACUGUAGGCUGGGGUGAUUUGGAAGAUAACUUAGUGGGCCCGGCCGCUUGUUCCUCUGCCAAUUAUGCUGAUCCGUGGAACGAGUGGUCAGGGUAUCAUAACGACGAUAUGUGGCAAUACAACACCAGGAGCGGGCAUAGAUACAUGCCACGGGCAGGUGACGGGAACAAUUGGAGUCGGAACUAUGCUAAUAAUCGUUAUAACUAUGUAGGAUCGAACACUAGAGACGCGAUGGGCGCUGGAACGAGAACCCAAUGACUGGAUUUGUGCGACUUGGGUGGUUGAAGCGAACGAGCGGAACGAAUAGCGAGGAUCAUGAUAAAGGGCACAAAAGAGUGGAAUUCGAAGUCGAUAACUGUUGGACAAACACGGUAAAUCGAGAGUGACAUGUCCCGGAGAAGGCACAGGCAUGUUGCUGCAACAUAUCAGAUUCAUCCCGGUCUGGUUUGGUCCCUGAACAGCGCUAGCAAUAGUAGCGAUGAAUUGUAAAUAUGAAUUUUGUGCAGCAUUUUGAGAUUUUUGUUUAGGCCGAGAUGUUACGUGUAGUCAACGGUUGGAGAAGAAAUUUUCGUAAUUUGAAUAAAAAUAUAUCAAUUGAAAUUCGAAA
Molecule: messenger RNA, 1429 nt
Organism: Salvia splendens (bonfire salvia)
Lineage: Eukaryota; Viridiplantae; Streptophyta; Magnoliopsida; Lamiales; Lamiaceae
Exons: 3
Coding region: 388-1080 (230 amino acids)
Source: RefSeq, a predicted model, not a curated record